Molecule: messenger RNA, 5649 nt
Organism: Dinoponera quadriceps
Lineage: Eukaryota; Metazoa; Arthropoda; Insecta; Hymenoptera; Formicidae
Product: trichohyalin
Exons: 14
Coding region: 636-5213 (1525 amino acids)
Source: RefSeq, a predicted model, not a curated record
GCCCGCUAAAGACGACGGUAGUCAAGUGUCGUCGUUGACCCUCGACAGAAAUCGAACCCACGAAUUUCCACGACCUUCCGAACGGCCACUGGUGAGCGACUUUUACUUGGACCGUCCCGAACCAUCCCGAGACGUCGUCCACGUGACUGUAGUUCUCGUGUAAAAACACGGAAGUUCCAUCGGUUCGCUUGCCAAAUGGUAACGCGCAGUCUGUUGUUCGACAACAUCGAGGCCUUAUUUGCUCAAAUCCUCCCGCGAGGGUAUUGUGCAUGCAUCGCGCUUCUUUCCGCGGUCUGAUGAACGACUAUCUCUUACUUUCGCGUAGCGAUCGAAGGCUCGAGUCAAACGUAACGUCUCUCUCCGCACCGUCGAUCGUGUGUUCCCUUUAUUCCUCGCUCGAUUUUCACGUCAGCGUCUGAUCCGGAUCAAACCGGCUGCUAAAAAUACAAUCUGACACAACACACGGCCGAGGGAACUUUUCUCGCGGCUACCCGACGCCUAAAUACCGUCGACGUGUUUCGCUUUGACAGAGCUUUGAAAUACGAACGAACGAAUCGGCCCGUCCGUGGUCGUUUGCGCGGAGAUUAUCGGAGCAUCCGUGUACUUGUCACUCCGGUAAGUGGAGAAUUGAAACAAUGGGUGCGACGAGUAGUAGCAGCAGUGGCAGCAACGACACGCGAUCGUCCACUUUGAUCUUCACGGGCGAACACGAGGCGGAAACGUCUUCGUGUCUCAAAGACUCUCACCUCACGAGCGACAACGGGAGACAAAGAACGCGUGUUGCAACGGGCAUCCACGACGGGGAGGCUGAGCUGCGAACGCAGGGUCUGAGUCCCUACGCGACCCUGAGGACGGAUGAAUUCUGGGGUCAGAGGAUAACAGCGCCGCCGAGCCUGUCGAGCGUGGUACCGCCUGAACGCGAGACUUCAUUAACGUAUGCCGCGCAGAUGACAGGUUGGCAGCCCGUCGAUGGUCACGGUCCCCCGAUGUAUCAGCAGAACAACGAAGUAAUGGAGCUGACGCGAGUGAUUUCGCAGCUGGCCAUGGCCAAUCAUCAAUUAGCCAGCGCGCACAAUGCGACGUUGGCGCGUAUGGAGGCUUUGUACAUCGAACUGUCGAAGGAGCGGGAGUACCGGAAGCGCGCGUUCUUCACGGAUACCGGGUGCGAGGGCACUCCGCCGAGGAAGAGGCUGCAGGACGAGCCGGAAGAGGAUGACGUCGGGAGACCGAGAGACGCGCGAAGACUGGAGCAGCGCGUCGUCAGGCUGGAGGGUCUGCUGUCGGCGACGAGUUUCGCGCGACAGCGCGACAGACAGAGGGACGAGGAGGACGACAAAUCGCGCGUCGAGAGAAUCGACGGUUCCGCGAGAACGAGGGAGAGUGCGAAAGACGACGAGCGUCUGCGGCCGGAGGAACGAACGAGGCGCGUCCACGAGCGAGACGCGAUCGGCGAAUCGCUCGAUGAUUGCGACGAGGUUCGAGGCCCGCCGGCGAGGGAGGGGACGGACGCUCGUAGGUGUUGCGGCGCUUAUCCCGACAAUGCCGGGACUAUUCCUAGAACAGACGAAAGCAGACGUUCCGCGAGCGUAGAUUUAGACAGACUGCGCAGAAGACGCGCGAGAUCGAGAGGCGACGAGCUGGACCCGUCGGCGACGACGGGCGAGGAAAUAUUCAGGUUGUCGGGGGAGAUCGAGGGACUGACGGCCGAUCGAUCGGACUGCCAGGCCGCGAACCAGAGGCUGCUGAGCAGUCUGACCGAUCAGAAGAACUUGGCGGAGAAAUUGAGCGGGGAUUACGAGGAACUGAAAGCACGUUACGCCAUGCUCGAGGCUAAUUUGCACGAUCACAGACAGCGGUACGACGAACUGACGAAGCACCUGGACUCCGGCAAGAGCGAGAUCAGGAGAUUGCUGGGAGAAAUCGACAGUUUACAGUCGCAGAAGGACGUCGCGAAUGCGAGGAUCGCGCUUUUGGAGCGGGACUUGCAGCAAUCGUUGCUCGAGAAGGAGCGGAUCGUGAAGGAGGAGAAUCAGGAAAUCUCGAGGCUGCGAUCGCAGCUGAACGAGGAGAUUAUGGACAAGAAGAAGCAGAUCGUGGCUCUCGGGGAUGCGCUGCGAGAGAUUCAAAGACUUAAGGAGACCGUCGAGACUGAGGGGGGAAGCGAGGGGAACGACGAGGCCGCGCAAGAGGAAGAGAACGCCGAAGACGCACCAGGGAGCACGUCGGGCGCGCAUGGCAGCAUGGAGGAAUUCAAGAAGGAGAUCACCCUGAAGAGGGAAGCCAGGCAGAGGGCUAUCGCGGCAGUUUCGUCGGAGAUGGAGCGGCUCAGGCGCGAACUGGACGCCGAGAAGGCGGCUCAUUCCGAAACGUCGGGCAUGUUGGCUCUGUUGCGCUCCGCUCAGGAUGGCUCGCCGAGCAUCGAACCCGCGACGAAAGAGCCCGAUGAGCGGGGACGCUCGGACGACGGGGGCGAGAGGGCGUUGAGAUGCGCGGAAGUGCAGUGGCUGACGAACACCUUGAAGGUCUCCGACGAGCUGCGGAAUGACAUACGAUACCAAAUCGAGAAGGUGGAUGACCUUCGCUACCACCUGGAGUCGAAUCCGGAGCGCCACCGUCAUCGCAUUCGCGCUCUGACGGAAGCGACCAGCAGAACGCGCGAGGCUUUGAGAGCGCGCGAACGUCAAACGAACGAGCUGAAGGACCACCUCGCUCAGCUCCUCGUCAGGCUGGGCAAUCAGAGGUACCUGGAGGCGAGGGACGACACGGAAUGCGGACGGCAGCUGGAGAGCGUCAAUGCGCUCAAGGCUCUCUACAACGAGAGGCUGAAGGUUUUGACCGAGUUGACGGACACCGCGGUCAAAGAGCUGACGGACUCGAGGCAGAAGCUAGACCAUUCCCUGAAGAAGUCCGAGAAUCUGGAGGAGGAGCUGAAGAAGGCCGAGGAGAAGGUCGACACUCAAGCCUCGGAGAUCACGAACCUGGAGUCCCAGUUGGGACUGACCAAAGCGGACUGCAGGGACCUGCAGAAUCAGAUGUCCCUCAUUAAUGGACUCUUCACCCAGAUGUUGCUCGGCGCUUCUUCCGCGGACAUGGAUCUCGAUCGGUUGACUCAGCUGCUGCAGGAGAAUCACGACCUCAUCAGCGACAUAGCCAGGGAGGAGAGCACCGAGGCAGCGGCAUUGCCGAAGCUCCUGCUGGACUUGGUCGAGCAAGUCGAGGGUGGGAAAGCGUCGCAGAGACAGGCGGCCGCCGGGGAGGGCAGCGCUGAGGGUAACAGCGAGGUUGACCGGAAGGAAGACGAUCUGCAGGAGGAAGAUAUCGCUCACAACUUGCCGAAGGUGUGGCGGGUCUUGUUGGAGCUGCUUAGCUGUCACGCGGUGACCUCUCCGAGCGUUUCCGUAGCCUCCUGUUCGGACCCGAACAGCUGUUACAAGUCUGUGGACACUCCGGCCGGGCCGAGGCUAGUGAUAUCCGUCAGCAAAACGUACAUCCGACUGAAGGAGCUAAUCCUCGAGAAGAAACACUUGGAGAAGGAGAUGAAUCGCAUGAAGCAGCUGAACACUCAUCUGGAGAGCAAGUUGGGCGAGCAGGAGAAGAGAUUGUCCAUGGUGUCGGCCGAGUUGACGAAGACGUGGAACAUCGUCGGCCGCAUGCAAGCCCAGCAUCAGCAGUUGCACACGCACGAGGAGAUAUUGAGGUACGAGCUGCAGCAGAAGAGGAAGAUGUUGCAGGAGCUGAAGCAGGAGCUGGAGUACUGCAGGGAGAAGUGGGAAUCGGCCAGGCAGAAGAACACGAACACCGAACUGGAAUGGAGGAACUUGCGCCGCGAGUUCGCCGCGCGGAAGGCUGCGGCUGCCCGCGAUUCCUUCAAUAGCGCCGAGAGCGGCUUCAGCGACGAGAGAGGCGACGAUACCGACGAGGAGGAAAAGGCGGUCGAAGGAAGGAUCAGGCACGGGCCGCGCAGGCGAACGCGAAAGGAGAGUCUCAGAGCGCCGACACCGGAUACGGAAUCCGAGCAGCCGACGGAUACCGAGUUGUCCGAGUCGAAGACUGGUUCCUCGGCGACUUUGGAACAGCGCACGCCCACACCGGAGACCGAGGUGGACGAGAUCGAAGUAGUGGAUGUCGAAACUGCGAGCGCAGCGGAGAAUAUCGCAGAGAGCACUCAGGAGACUUUGAAUCCCUUGGACGAGGCGCUCACCAACGUCAUCGAGAAUCUCAUCAUAGUCGACGACGGGGAAGAAUCGAGCGGAAACGACUCGCGGGAGGACUCGACGGUCCCCGAAGACGGCUGCGACGGGGACGACGCGAGUCGCGCCGCAGCCACGGAAUCUUCGUGUUCGUCGCCCGUCCCGAAGGCACUGAGACGAGCGAAUAACGGUCUGCCCUCGGCGGAGGACUCGACCGAGUCGAUCGAUUCGACGAGCCGGCGCGACGGUGAGACAAUCAAAUCCGAAAGUAUCCCGUCAUCAUCGCCCGUUUCUCGUGUACUCACCGCGGCUACCACGAGCGGCGGCACGAUGCCUGUUUUCUCCAUCGGACCCUUCCCCGCACCCACCGUGUCUAUAAAGAGCGUGCAGUUCAGCAACCCGUUGGUCGUAGGGCCGUCUAAUCGUUUCUUUGCCCCAGUGUUCGGCGCGGCGGAACUGGGAGAUCCGAUGGGCGACCUCGCCGCCGCGCCGGUCGAUCGAUCGCCCUCGAAUCGAAGCGGAGAGCCGUCGGAGGGCAAGCGAUCCGCCAGAUUGACGGAGAACGUCACGGACUCCGACAGUGUUUCCGUGGACUCCUCGUCGAGUCUGGACACGGUCCGGGAAUUUCCCACGGCCGAUCCCUCGCCGGUCAAGGAAGAGCCGCAGGCGGACGCGUCGUCGAGCUCGCAGAGGAAGGAAGUCACCUCGACUAAAUCCCGGACUCCGGAGGAGGUGCUGGCGGCGCGGGCCGAUCGGCUGAAACGCUUGGAGGAGCAGGCCGAUUGGCUGGUGAAGAAAAUGAACGCCACCAGCAGACGAGGGUCCGCUCUUUGCACCAGACUGGAGGAACUUCACGACGCUUACGGCGAGCCGCCGGUCCCGCCGCCCAUGCCGGACGUUUUGCCCGGCCUUAGGCUGCCCUCCAGCCUGCCUGAUCUACCUCGUCAGAUAUCGGAGUCGUUGUCUACCGACGGCACCCGGACCGAAGGCCAGAACGCGGAGAACGAGCCACCGGCGCCGUGACGCGCUCGUAACUUUCGACCCGCAAGGACCCUGCCAUUUCAGUCGACGUUUUGUUUCAGCCGCUCGACGAGAAGCGGAACUGCAGCGAGAGACGUGUGUGUCCAUGUUCGUCUCGCAAAUGUUUGUCCUCGCGCGCCAACGAGUCAUUUUAUCCGAUUACGCGCGUCGCACGUGAUCCCGUGUAUCAUUCUUCCUUCUCGAUGUAUCCUUCCGACCUCCAUCCUCCAACGUCGAACGAAGAAUUCUUGCCAUUAAAGUCGAGAAGAGGGAUGGAAAGUGUGCGAAGUGCCGGUCACACACGAAACGUAUCUCUCCUCUCUCGUUUAUUAUUCCCGAAAUGGAAAUUCAUGUGAUCUACCUGUCCGUUCCUGUUUUGUACCUUGUAUGUGUAUAAUUGAAUAAAAAGAAACAUCCGGAAAAAAAGGCAUUUACAACA